AUGUGGCGUCGUUAUUUAAUGUGGUUUGCCCACGAACAUGUCGAUUUUAGACAUGCUGAAAUGCAAAGUAUUCUUUCUAUGUUUGAUAUUCCAAUAAAAUUUAUUGAAAAACCUUGUAUCAAGAAACCAUACUGGGUCGUAGAAUUACCGUCAGAAGAUCAUGUAAGAAUAAUCGCCUCAAGAUCUGUUCUUGUUAAGAAUUGUAUUGAAUUAUGGUCUCAUGCAAAAUGUGAAGCUCAAUUACAUGACAAUUUAAAGAUUGCUAUCAAAAACAUAUCAGGACAAUGGGUAUCUCAACUUGCUUCUGAUGAUAAUGAUUUAACAUACUCCCAAAUCUGUCCAAGUGAACUAAUCACAGCAUGUUGUAAUCCAAGCAAGUCAUUUAAAGUGGAUGUAGAGACCUUCUGUAAACAUUUCUCUAUGAGAGAAAAGGUUGAUAAAAUUGAGAAUUUUAGUUAUCUUCCAUUAGAGGGGCCAGUGAAAUUGAAGAAUCCAGACAUAACAUUGUCUUACCUUGAAUUCUAUGGUGUUGAUCCAAAUAAUGUACCAGAACAGCCCUAUGAUGUGUUUUUUGGAAGAUGGAUCGCAGACGGCCAGCGCGACCUCAUCCAACGGCACUCUCUAAAGCGACGCCAGUUUAUUGGCAACACGAGCAUGGACGCGCAGCUUUCCCUGAUCAUGGCUAACCAGGCUCAGGUUCUACCGGGUGACAUACUACUUGACCCAUUCGUUGGAUCCGGGUCGCUGCUUGUUGCCGCAGGACAUUUUGGAGCACAUGUGUGGGGUUCAGACAUUGACUUCAUGAUGCUGCAUGCCAGAUCACGUCCAACGCGAGUGGGACAAAAGGUGCGUAAAAAAGACGAGAGCAUCAAGGGCAACAUGAAGCAGUACGGGAUCGAAUCCCGUUACUUGGACGUGGUGGUGAGCGAUUUUUCGCUACCGAUGUGGAGAGACGACCUAAGAUUUGACGCCAUUGUCACAGAUCCGCCCUACGGCGUCCGCGAGCCAACGGAGAGAAUCGGAAUAGAAAGGGAAAACUACACGCUCUCUGAUCAGCACUUGGCGAACCACAUUCCGUCUAAAGUGGAGUAUGGGUUGCCGCACAUCUACAGCGACCUGCUGAACUUUGCUGCGAGACACCUGGAGAUGGGGAGACGGCUUGUUUGCUGGUAUCCAUUAGUCAGAGACGAAUACAAGGAAGACGAAUUACCGUCUCAUCCGUGUCUCCGCUUGGUUGCCAACUCGGAGCAAGUGCUGUCGAAGCUGACUGCGAGGCGGCUGCUCACCUACGAGAAAGUUCACGACGACGUGCCCCACUUACCUGUGGAUCCUAACGCUAUGGCCCAUAACUUUAGAGAAAAAUACUUCAACAUGGGUGAGAUGACGCGGAAAGAGAGGAAAGAGAAGCGGGCGGCAGAGAUGUCAGCCAAUGCUGUUGGCAAGGCACAAAAUAGCGAGCACAAGAAACAUAGCUAA
Molecule: messenger RNA, 1476 nt
Organism: Parnassius mnemosyne (clouded apollo)
Lineage: Eukaryota; Metazoa; Arthropoda; Insecta; Lepidoptera; Papilionidae
Source: the annotation of a GenBank genome assembly